GGCAAGAUGGCGGCGUUCACAGAGUGCGCUUGAUUGGAGACCGGCGGUUCUUUGCAGCCCCUUAGUUGGGACGUUCUGGCCACGCGUACAUGCUGUCCUGGUGUGGCAGCGCGCGCCGCCUUACCGCGGCUCCCGUUUCCCACGCGUGGCUCCGGUGUGCACGGAAUGGCGCGGCCUCGGCCGGUCGAGACCUCCAUGCUUCGAGAUAUGACGUUAUUGUUAUUGGGGGCGGCCAUGCGGGCACAGAAGCAGCCUCGGCGGCCGCGCGGCUACAAGCCCAGACGUUGCUUCUCACGCAUAAGAUAGAUACUAUAGGACAAAUGUCAUGUAAUCCUUCCUUUGGUGGAAUUGGGAAAGGACAUCUGAUGAGGGAAGUGGAUGCACUGGAUGGGCUCUGUGCUCGAAUUUGUGAUCAGUCCGGUGUGCAUUAUAAAGUGCUAAACAAACGCAAGGGACCCGCUGUCUGGGGUCUCCGAGCUCAGAUCGACAGAAAGCUCUACAAAGAAAACAUGCAGAAAGAAGUUCUGCAAACCCCUUGUUUGACGAUAUGUGAGGCAUCUGUAGAAGAUCUUCUGCUGACAGAAGCAGAAGCUGGGCAUCCUGGGAAAUGUCGUGUCAGCGGAGUCAUUCUGGGGGAUGGAAGGAGAGUGUAUGCUGGGAGCAUUAUUCUGACCACAGGCACAUUUCUGAGGGGAAUGAUCCUCAUUGGACUGGAAAUGCAUCCUGCUGGGCGGAUGGGAGAUCAGCCCUCCUUGGGCCUUGCUCAGACGUUGGAGAAACUGGGAUUUACUAUGGGCAGACUCAAGACCGGGACUCCGCCCCGGCUGCUGAAAGACUCCGUUGACUUCAGUGUUAUGACGAGACAACCACCUGACAACCUUCCUGUGCCAUUCAGCUUUCUUAAUGAGGCGGUGUGGAUCAAGCCAGAAGAUCAGCUGCCAUGUUUCCUGACUCACACCAACCCCAAGGUGGAUCAGCUCAUCCGUGACAAUCUUCACCUGAACAAUCAUGUCAAAGAGACAACGAGAGGACCUCGGUACUGCCCCUCACUUGAGUCUAAAGUUCUUCGUUUUCCAAACCGUGUGCAUCAGCUCUGGCUUGAGCCUGAAGGACUAGAUUCCAAUGUCAUCUACCCACAGGGAAUGUCACUGACGUUGCCAUCUGAAAUCCAGGAGGAGCUUGUCACCCACAUUAGAGGUCUGGAAAAAGCAAAAAUUGUGCAGCCAGGCUAUGGAGUUCAGUAUGAUUUUCUGGACCCACGUCAGCUGACUGCCUCCCUUGAGUCUCGUCUUGUUCAGCGGCUCUUCUUUGCAGGACAGAUAAACGGCACAACGGGCUAUGAGGAAGCUGCAGCCCAAGGUAUAAUUGCUGGAAUUAACGCUGGCCUGCGAGUCAAAGGUAAACCUCCCUUUAUCGUCAGUCGUACUGAAGGCUACAUUGGUGUUUUGAUCGAUGAUCUCACCACUCUGGGUACCAAUGAACCCUACCGGAUGUUCACAAGCCGUGUGGAGUUUCGGAUGUCUCUGCGUCCAGAUAACGCCGACUGCAGGCUUACCUUCCGAGGCUACACUGAAGCUGGCUGCGUGUCCCAAAAGCGAUAUGACCAGGCAUCUCGGAUGGACACAAUGCUGGAAGAAGGGAUUGAAACACUGAAGGCUGUUGAGUUCAGCAGCUCAAAAUGGGCUCAGCUGAUUCCAGAUGCUGUCAUAAGUACUAAUCACAGGCUCAGUGCUCUGGACAUCCUUCAGUACCAGGAGGUGAAUAUGGAGGUUUUGGCAAGAAUUUUCCCUGAGUCCCUGAGAAAGUUUGCUGAAUGGAGACAACUGGCUCAGAGGCUGAAAAUAGAAGCUGUAUACAAGCAACCUGUGUCCAUUCAGCAGGCAGAAAUAGAAGAAGUGCGUCAAGAUGAAGCUCUCCAGCUCCCGGAGGAUCUGGAUUAUUUUGCCAUCAGUGCAUCUCUGUCCCAGGAAGCGCGAGAGAAAUUGGAUUCCCACCGACCUCAGACGAUGCAGAUUUGCUGGAGCAGUGAAACCUCCAAGUUCCUGAUGAGAAUGCUUUUUGAGCAGAAGCCAUUAAACUAUUAUUUAUUUAUGCUCUUUGGACAUCUGGCUUUAAGAUUGUUCCCACAGUACGAAAGGAUGGACGACAUACUGGUAGUAGUACAAAGUUACCCCAGUGACAGCAUGCCACCUCAUUGCACUGUGAAAAAUGUCUGUGGUCAGAUAAGACAGUUUCUGCUCUUUUAUGCUGGAUGCCACUAAGACAUAGCAAUUUAUCUAUUACAGUAGGAGAAUAUGAUACAAGUAAUUGCAAAUGGAUCUCAUUAAUAAUGUCCCUCAGUAAACAAGUGCAGUACACACAGGCUGGUUAUUUUGUGUUGUUUCUGGCAAGGAAAAGGAAUAAAAGUGACUCUUCAACUGCAUAGUAACCGUUUUUUUUAACAAUAAAAAAAUUACAAAUACUAUUGUAA
Sphaerodactylus townsendi is the source of this 2470-nucleotide messenger RNA. It is a transcript of the gene MTO1, whose product is annotated as mitochondrial tRNA translation optimization 1. The record is from RefSeq and is a predicted model, not a curated record. Gene Ontology annotation, molecular function: flavin adenine dinucleotide binding. The transcript has 12 exons. Gene Ontology annotation, cellular component: cytosol. Gene Ontology annotation, biological process: tRNA methylation; tRNA wobble uridine modification. Lineage: Eukaryota; Metazoa; Chordata; Lepidosauria; Squamata; Sphaerodactylidae. The coding region runs from base 90 to 2261 and encodes 723 amino acids.